Anolis sagrei ordinatus is the source of this 4422-nucleotide messenger RNA. It is a transcript of the gene MIA2, whose product is annotated as MIA SH3 domain ER export factor 2. NCBI's taxonomy places the organism in Eukaryota, Metazoa, Chordata, Lepidosauria, Squamata, Anolidae. The record is from RefSeq and is a predicted model, not a curated record. Gene Ontology annotation, molecular function: protein binding. Gene Ontology annotation, biological process: protein secretion; endoplasmic reticulum to Golgi vesicle-mediated transport; vesicle cargo loading. Gene Ontology annotation, cellular component: endoplasmic reticulum exit site; endoplasmic reticulum membrane.
AGUUCGACGAGAAAAGGAACACAGACUAAAGACGUUAACUAAAUAAGGAAAGGAAUUAUCUAAGUUACUAAAUUCUUGACAAAAAGUAUUUUAAUUCUUUUAGGAUUAUCAUAAUUCAGUUUUUAGGAUGGUGAUGAAUUGUGAGGUCAGGUUUUUUCUACUACUUAUUUCGUCGCUAACCAACAUCAGGAGUGAAAAGGUAUUGUCAGACCGGAAAAAGUGUGGCGACCCAGAAUGCGAAACAUCCAUGAGUAGAGUGCUAGCCAUUAAAGACCAUCAAGGGCCUGACUGUCGCUAUCUGAACUUCAAAGCUGGGGAAGAAAUAAUGGUGCACUUCAAACUUUCUGGGAAAAGAGAGGAUCUCUGGGCAGGGAGUAAAGGCACAGAUUUUGGAUAUUUUCCAACGGAUGCAAUCAAGAUUGAAAAUGUUUUUAUAACAAAAGAAGUGGAAGUGCCAACUAAGGAAACCGAUUUCCUUUGUCUCGAUGGAGAGGAAUAUGUCUUUGAAAACCAAGACAGCACACUCAAUAACCGUGAUGAAGAAAAUGAGUAUUUACAUCUUCACACUGAGGUAUCCCCAAAGGAAUAUAAAGAUAUUGAUGAUAUUGAUGAAGCUGACAGCAAAUCCAAAGACCUGCAUAUUCUUGAACCUACAAGCCACGAUUCAGAAAUUAGAGACAGCAAGACUGGACAAGCUGAAACUACUCAGCAAGAAGACCAAAAUAGUCAGGCUCUGAACCCUCUUCCUACUCGGUCUUCUUGGACCAUUUCUGGUCUUGCAGAUUGGUUUAGUUCAGAAAGUAAAGAAAACGAGGAGACUAAUGGGAAGAGCUCUGAGACUGCAAGAGAAGUUACAUUCAGGAGCAGACAAAUACCCAUCAUGGAUGAUAGUGACUCUAAAAAACUAAACGAAGAAGAUGAUCUCAAGUCAAAGUCUUCUAGCUGGCUUAAAAGUACUUUCACAGGCUUGCUACAAUUUCGGAGUGAAAAAGCAGGACUUGGUUCGCUCUACGAAGAAAAUGACCCAGAAAUACUUGAUAGCUCCAGUACAGCUGAGACUAUUGAGCCUGACGCUACUGAAGUAUCUGAAACAACCGAUGAAGGGGAAGCUAAAUCAAACUGGUUUGAUCUACAAUUAAGUGAUGUUUUAACUUUUGGGUUAAAGGGAAAUAAAGUUGAGGAAAAGCCUCCAGGCAGAGAAGAAAUAGAUCAAAAUAAAGAAGCACCACCUCCAAGUACACAGGCUUCUUUAGUACAUGAAGACUUGAGAAAGCAAGCUGUUGAAGCUAUUCUCUCUGAAGAACAAAAUGAUGAACCUAUAAAGCAAAUAAUUGAACCAACAUUGCAGAAAGAACAAGAAAAAGAUGAUAAACAAGUUUCCGAGACAGAUAUUAGAAAAGCAAGUGAACAUACAGACUUAGAGGCUGCAGCUCCAUCUUUCUCCACUGAGUUUCUUGAUAAAAUUGUGAACUUGUAUGCAGAACAUGAUUCAGAACCAAGAAAUCAAGUUAUGGAACAUAUUAAUGCUCAGGCUGUAAUGAAGGAAUCAGAAAAAACAAAAGGCCAGUCAGGUACAAUCAAUAAGGAACAAUUGCCUGGCUAUGCUCCAAAAGAAGGUAAUUCUUUGGAUUCUCAUAAUGAACCUAACAGGCAACAUUCAGAAGCAAACAAUAUAUCCCCAGUAAACACUGAAGCGAAAAUGCCUACUUCUAUUAAAAAGGAUCAAAAUCACCAAGAUCAUGAAGAAAAAUUACCGGGAGACCUUAGAACAACUCACAACUCUUUUAUAGGGAAUGAAAGAGAAUGGCUACUUCAGAUAAUCCUGCAUUUGAAUGAUUUCAGUGCCCUUAUAACAUCUGGGUUAUCAGUGGUAAUGACAGCGAGUAAAAAGGUUGUUGCAGCAUUGCCUGAAAAUAUGAGACCUGAAUCAGAUCUUCAUGGUUUUCCAUGGGAAAUUGUAAUUUGUGGGGCUGUUCUUUCUAUUUUUGUUGUCUUGCUGCUAGUGUGCAGGAGCUAUCAAUCUAUUAGAAGUAGACUUUAUGUGGGAAAGGAGAAACAGUUAGCUAGUAAAGUUGUUGAACUAGUUGAAGACAAAUGUAAAGUACUGGAAAAAUUCAGUCGCUGCAAAAAAGAGUAUGAAGAGUUAGAAAACUCCCUAAAAGAUGCCAGCUUUUUUCAGGGAUCCACAGCUACAUCAGAUCUUAAGAAAGCAUAUGAAGAACUGAACAGCUCAAACUCUGUACUCAAAAAUGAAAUAGCAUUAUUAGAGAAAGAAGUGAGAGAAGAAAAGUCUAAACGAUCAGAACAGGAUGACUUGAUGACUGAAAUACAGAGAAAAGUGGAAUUUUUAGAAAAUGAAGCAAAAUCUAUACAGUCGCAAGUAGCUGAAGCCAAGACCACUUUGAAAGUGUAUGAGAUCAACAGAGAGAGGCUGAAGACCUCUGUCCAAGAUGCCUUAGAAGAAAACAAUCACCUUCAAGAAAGUCAAAAGCAGCUAUUACAAGAAGCAGAAGGAUGGGGUGAACGAUUUAGUGAAUUAAAUGAGCAAACAAAAAUAUUUCAGUGUUCUAAAGCAGAUAUGGAAGAAGCUCUUAAAAACAAGGAAAGUCAAGUCAAGUCACUGACUGAGUGCUUGUUGAAGAUGAAGGAUUGGAGCUGUGCCAUCGGGGAGCAUGAAGAUGCUGAAGACAGUCACUGGGGGAAUGAUAUAAAAUGUGAAAGAGAAAAUGGGGAACAUUUAGAUGACCAAGAAAAACGAACCAUAAAAAAACUGAUUUACGCUGCAAAGUUGAAUGCUUGUUUAAAAUCCAUGGAAACAGAAAGAAAUCAAAUGUAUUCAAAACUAACUGAUGAAAACAAAGCAAAAGAGGAACUUGCAGAACGUAUUGAAAAUUUGCAAAAGGAACAUUGCACAUUGCAGUCUGAAAAUGCACACUUUGAAAGUGAAGUUCAGAAGCUUCAGCAAAAGCUUAAAGUCAUGUCAGAGCUGUACCAAGAAAACGAAAUGAAUCUUCACAGGAAGUUGACUGUAGAGGAAAGACAGCGUUUGCAAAAAGAAGAGAAACUUUCCAAAGCUGAUGAGAAGAUAAUUCAUGCUGCUGAAGAACUAAAUACUUAUCGACAGCAAGCAAAAGAUUUAGAAGAAGAACUGGAACGAACUGUGCGCUCUUACCAGAAUCAGAUUAUGUCUCACGAGAAGAAGGCUCAUGAUAAUUGGCUCACAGCCCGGGCAGCUGAAAGACACCUCAAUGAUUUGAGAAAAGAAAAUUUGCACAACAGACAAAAAUUAACAGAAGCAGAAUUUAAAUAUGAUGUUUUGGAAAAAGACCCUUAUGCUCUUGAUGUACCAGUUAGACCAUUUGGCAGAGAGCAUUCCCCAUAUGGACCCUCACCAUUGGGCAGACCUUCAUCUGAAACGAGAGCUUUUCUUUCCCCUCCAACCUUAUUGGAGGGUCCCUUAAGACUUUCACCUGUGCUUCCAGGUGGAGGAGGAAGAGGAUCAAGAGGACCUGGGAAUGCCUAUGACAUGGGUAAUGAAAGAGGAGAGAUGAAUUCUGAUAGGUUACCUGAUUCCCACAGACCACCUUCUGACACUGGAUCUCUGUCGCCUCCAUGGGAUAGAGAUCACCGGAUAAAUCCAUCUCAUACAGGUCAGCUAUAUAAUGAACAACCCCUUCCUGCGCGAAGACCAGAAAGAUUUUACCCAAAUCACCCAAAUUCUGGAAGGUUUUCAGGACCAGGAGAACUAAGGAGUUACAGUAUGCAAUCAUUUGAUAAAACGGAUGGACAGCCAGCUGAGAAUAACUCAAGAGUGGACUUGAGUGGAAAUGGAAUAAAAGAUCAUCCCAAUGACAGUAAUGCAGUCCACAUGACGGAUCAGUCUCUUGUACCUGAAAGUGACCCCUUAGGUCCUGGAACUGUGCCUCCUUCCCUCCCCUUAAUGAGACCUCCUCUGAUGCCAAUGGACCCAAGAGGAGCCUUCAUAAGAAGAGGCCCUCCCUUUCCACCAGUGCCUCCUAGUGCUGCAUAUGGACCUCGUGAAUAUUUUCCAAGGGAUUUUGCUGGUCUGCCACGUCCUCUCAUGCCAAUGAGAGGUCCUUUUCCUCUGAGGCCUUUUUCCCAGUAUCCACCUCCAAGGGCUGGGUUUUUCCCCCCAUUGCCACCUGAUAACAGAAACGAACUGCCUGCUGAGUCAACCCAUCUCUCAACUGCAUCUUCUACAGAUCAACAAGAAUCACAAGAAACUUGAUUCUCACUUAAGAGUAACUUAUCCUUUUCCUCUCAAUUCAUGUAUUUGCUGUUAAGUAACUACAGUUACUUAAGCAAUUCUUUAUUAUUGCUCAAAUUGAAGCUUAAUAGAAUAAUUCUCAGGAGAGUACUCUGUAAAUAAUGUUUUAACUGUGAAUAAAUUGACUGUCAGUA